AUGAAAUGUGAAUGCAUUCAUUUGAAUGAUUUACCUGAUGAAAUUCUUUUGAUUAUUUUAAAAAAAUUGAUCAAUACCGAAGUUCUUUACUCUUUAAUAGGUGUUAAUAAACGAUUAAACAAAAUUGUAUAUGAUUCUAAUUUUACUAGUAGAGUAGCAUUGAUAAAAUAUUCGUCAGAUGAUACUAUUCAUCCAUUACCUUGGCAAAUACUUGAUCGAUUUUGUUUACAAAUUUUACCUGAAAUUCAUCACAAAAUCGAAUGGCUUGAUAUUGAAUCAUCAUCUAUAGAACAUGUUCUUCUUUCUAGAAAUUAUUCAAAUUUAUCUGGGCUUGGCUUAUAUAAUCUUGGCAUAGAGGAAAUAAAACAACUCUUAACAGAUAAAAGUCUUUUAAAUGAUAUAGUUAAAAGUCAGAUUGUAUCACUUGCUAUUGGCAUUAGUGCGUGCAAAAUACCAUAUGUAACAUCAGAUAUAAUUAAACAUCUAUUUACACAGAUCUUUAUUAUGUUCACCGAUUUACAAUGUUUAACAUUUGUUCCAUAUUCUACAUGGCAUAAUCAGAUGAUAUUUGAUAUUUCCUCUUCAACAGUUUUCUCAUCGAAUCUAUUGGAAUUACAUGUCAAAUUGCAUAAUUUCACUGAUUGUCUUUACCUAGUUGAUGGUCGUUUCAGCCAACUCUGUACACUUGAUGUUAAUAUUUUUAUGAUUAAUUCGUCACAUUCAGUAAUUAAUAAUCAAGAAAAAUUGCCCAAUUUAAAAUGUUUUUCGCUAGAAUGCCAUUUGGUUGGGGAUGUUUAUUCAGAAUUAAUCGUAUCACUUCUACAGCGAAUGCCAAAUUUAGAACAACUCAAUUUGUAUUUCUUGAUCUUCGGUAGAAAAACAUUUAUUGAAGGAAAUAAUUUGAAAGAUAUUAUCAAUUAUAUGCCACAAUUGAAUAAAUUCAUGUUUAAUAUUCGUUCAAAUGUUUCUACUGAGAAUCAAACUAAUUUACCAUCAAAUGAAGAUAUUCAAUAUACAUUUAGAGAUUAUAAAAAUCAAAUUAUUUCUUCUAUUGAUUAUUUUCCAAAGAUACAAGACGUUGAAUGUCAUAUUUAUUCGCAUCCAUAUGUAUGGAAAGAUUAUAAGAAUGUUACAAAUAGUUUCUCCGGUGGAUUAUUUAAAUGUGUUCGUGAAGUAUUAUUAUUUGACGAACAUCCGUUUGAACAUGAAUUUUUUCUUCUUAUUAGUCAAUCAUUUCCAUUCUUGAAAAAAAUAUCUAUAGUUAAUGAAACAAAACAAAAUAAUCAAAGAUCUAGAAAAUCGAAUAGUGACGAUGAGAAUUUCUCAAUUAUUGAAUAUCCUCAUCUUAUUGUACUUGAUUUAUAUGAAGCUCAUAAUGAUUAUGUCAAACAGUUUCUAAUUGAUACUAAAACAUGUUUGCCAAAUGAUGUCUAUCUUUGCAUCAAUCAUAAAAGAUUGAAAAAGAUAACAAAUAAUUUCAAAAGAUAUGAAACUCGAAUUAAUUGUUCAAAAAUACGUUAUCCUGUGGACUAA
Messenger RNA from Rotaria socialis, 1533 nucleotides. The record is from the annotation of a GenBank genome assembly. NCBI's taxonomy places the organism in Eukaryota, Metazoa, Rotifera, Eurotatoria, Philodinida, Philodinidae.